Molecule: messenger RNA, 5226 nt
Organism: Xyrauchen texanus (razorback sucker)
Lineage: Eukaryota; Metazoa; Chordata; Actinopteri; Cypriniformes; Catostomidae
Product: growth factor receptor-bound protein 14-like
Exons: 15
Coding region: 239-1834 (531 amino acids)
Biological process (GO): negative regulation of insulin receptor signaling pathway; insulin receptor signaling pathway
Cellular component (GO): plasma membrane; cytoplasm
Source: RefSeq, a predicted model, not a curated record
GGGCAGCAGAAGCAGAUACAAUGCCAGAUUCGGCCAGUCGGCCACAGCAGCAUCAAAUGCGCCACCGAAGUGAGAUAUGUGAAGCCUUUUCCGGUACUGUAAUGCACUGUACGUACUGUACUGUAGAUCAGAGCGCAGUUUGAAAUAUGCACAACUCAGCAAAAGACAACUGCACACAUUCAGCGCUGCUGGUCAGGAACAGGAGCUACUCAUGACCUGGUGGAUGUAACCUCACUCCAUGAUUGCUAUGAAUGAUUCCCUGGAUGAGUCACACACCUCUGGCAGCCUCGGGGAGAACACGGACGUUUUUCAGGGAGUAAGAGGCAGCGGGAACCUCGAGUCGGCCAUCAUCCCACUACGCUCCCCCUUGCAGCCACCCAAUGCUCCGUACAAUAGGACAACUCCUGCUGUCCCUUCGCUCAUCAAGGGGAAUAGGAAAAGUAAAGAGGAGGAGGAAACCCAAGUGGGACCUGUUCCAAACCCCUUCUCAGAGCUGCCGCCAUCCCCUUUCUCUUUAGCGUCUGAGUGUCUGUUACCUUGGACCAAAAACAGCACAACUCAGGUAAUCAAAGUGUACAGUGAAGACAACACCAGUCGUACUGUGGAGGUGCCCACUGAAAUCACUGCCCGGGAUAUCUGCCAGCAGUUUAUACUGAAGAAUCACUGUAUUGAUGACCACAGCUGGACUCUGUUUGAGCAGAUCCCUCAUCUGGGCAUCGAGAGAACUAUAGAAGACCAUGAGUCUGUUAUUGAGGUGCAGUCGAGCUGGGGCAUGGACUCAAGCGGCUGCCUGCACUUUAGGAAGAAUCACGCCAAAUACGAGUUCUUCAAAAAUCCUCUUGAUUGUUUCCCAGAGCACAUGGUGUCCAUAUCGAGUGAAUCCAACGGAGUCAUGAACCACUCACAACUCAUUCAGACUUUUCUCAGCUCCAGCUCUUGUCCUGAGAUUCACGGGUUCCUUCACGCCAAAGAGCAUGGCAGGAAAUCAUGGAAGAAGUUCUACUUUUUGUUAAGAAGAUCAGGAUUGUACUUCUCCAACAAGGGCAUGUCCAAGAAACCCAGGCACCUGCAGUUCAUUGCAGAGUUCAGCGACAGUGAUGUCUACACGUUAUUAUCCGCAAGAAAAGUUUAUGGUGCCCCGACAGACUUUGGCUUCUGUGUGAAGGCAAGUAAGUCGAAUGCUGCACGUGACCUGAAACUGUUGUGUGCAGAUGACGAGCAAACAAGGACAUGUUGGGUAACAGCCAUGCGCCUCUUCAAGUAUGGCGUGCAGCUUUACCAGAACUUCAGUCAGCCCUAUCAGAAAAGUUCUCCAAUGAGAAGGGUUUCUGAGAACUCUCUGGUGGCGAUGGAUUUCUCAGGGCAUGAGACUCGGGUGAUUGAGAACCCAUCAGAGGCGUUAUCAGUGGCUGUGGAAGAAGGCCUGUCCUGGAGGAGGAAAAGCUAUCACAGACUGAGUUCACACGGUAGUCCAUCUACAUCUCUGAGCUCCAUGUGUAACUUAGCGUUCCAUGUGGCUCAGCCAUGGUUUCACAGCAAACUAUCUCGAGAUGAAGCUCAGAAAUUAAUCAGUCAACAAGGCCUCAUCGAUGGGGUUUUUCUUGUAAGGGACAGUCAAAGUAACCCGAGGACAUUUGUUCUGUCACUUUGCCACAUGCAGAAAAUCAAACACUUUCAAAUCGUACCAGUCGACGAUAACGGUGAGCUCUUCUACAGUCUGGACGAUGGGCACACACGGUUUACUGACCUGCUGCAACUAGUGGAGUUUUACCAGGUAAACAGAGGCAUUCUGCCCUGCAAGCUGAGACAUCACUGUGCCCGAAUCACCCUCUGAACCACAGCACGCCCUAGUGGCUCCUACAGGUCACUGCAAUGCACUUGAGCGUCUGUAACACACAGAGCAUAUUUUGGACAUCUGAUCGUGCCUUGGACAGGAAACCAGUAAAGUUAAGCUGACCACAUUAAGGCCUGAACCUAUAGACUUCAGCUGUGGAUUUUUGCUAAUAUACAGACGAUUGAAAGACUGAAAGACUGGUGCUGUCCAUAGGAUGUGGUUCGAUUCUUGCGUUACUGAAGAGAGGUUUGAAGGCCCUAAUAUUCACGGAGGGCGAAAUGUUUUGUGGUGCAAACCCACUUUAAUGUAGAAUGGAAUGUACAACGUAGAUUUUGCAGCUACUAUAUCCUGGUACAAACUCUCUCUUUGUGGACGAAUCGGAACCACCUCAUUAAGCCAUCAAUCAAAGCUAAUUUUUUUAAUGGCAGACUGUGCGGGUUUCUGUACGGCACUCGAAAAGACAUGGUCUAGCCAUAAUCUGAACUCAAAAUAAGCUAAAACUGUUGCUGUUCCGUUUUUGUGUUUACGGGGUGAAAAUGUUUCUUGUAUUCUUUGUAUUCUUUCAAUCAUGUGUCCAAAAAAUUCAGGUAUUUUGUAAACAACACAAGACUGUUUGUUAUAAGAAAUGUUCGCUUGCCGAAGAGAAUCUACGUCUGCGCAUACUGUAGAUGUCGAUAUUCGUGGGCGAAAAGUCAUUCAACGCACAAACGACCACUUGCAGCCUGAUAUCAUGAAAAUUACGUAACUGUGGCGGCAUUUUUCCGAAAUGAUUUUUACGCGGUUCUUUACACGUAUCGCAGCAGUUCUGAGGUGAAAUGUCCACUGUGUGGUGCUAAAAGCGAGUUACAUUAUCUCCAAAUUACAAAAUGAACUCCCUACCCUAAACCUUAAACUUAAACCUAUGCAACUGCAAUUGCUAAUGAAACCACGUCAUUUUGUGAUGCUUCUGUAACACUUUCGGCUCACGUGUCAACUCACAUGUUCUUCAGGACUCGUACCCCGCUCCUUUACAAGUGCAAGUGCAACGCUCUAUCAUUUGAGCUACCGUGCGAUUUGAUCACACUCGAACAAGCUUGUAAAUGUAGUUGAUUAUGUAAUACAAACGUUAAAAUGAGUCACACACUUUAGUAAUAGUGUUUAGAUGUCAUUAGGGCGAAAAGUGUUUAUGAACUGAUAAUCUGCCGCUUUUCACGUGAUUAGUGUGAAAGUGAAUCAAAGUCAGCGUUAUUUAUCGCAUCUAGUGUUCAUUUCACCAGGAAACUACUGCGAUGCGUUCAACGAGCCAUGCAAAAAUCGUUGCAAAAGUGUAGCUGUAGUAAUGUGGUUCUAUAAGACCAGGUUAAAUACUUGACAUGAGCCUUUGCUGUACCACACUGUGGAAUGUAUCUUGUUCUCCCAAUGACAUCAACAUGCAUGCUCCUGCGAUGAAAAAUCGUGUCACUUAUUAAUGAUUGCGCAAUCGCUGUACAUUUAAUCUAUAGACACAAGGCAGAAUUCUGUGAAAACAGUGUUGCACACCUGAAUUGUUUUGUUUUUAGUAGUGCAAUGAUCAGAACUGUUGCUAAUAUGUGCUGCAAGGGCAGUUCAGGAUACACACAUGCAUAGUUGAUGUGAAAAUAAUAACCAAUGUUCUUUAUUGAAUAGCCAAUGUAACGGCACAAUAACAUAGAAAUACACUAAAGCAUUUAUAGAACAAAUGAAUAAAACUCUUCUGCAUUAAGACACUUACCAUGAAUAGGGUGCAUUAUGGUGUCCCAUUUCUAUUUUUAAAGCAUAAGGCACAAACUCAAAUUUUAUUUUUUAUUUUUAAAUUUUUUUUUUUGUGUGUGAGAACUGUUAGAUAUGAAAAACAGAGGGAUUAUUAUCACACCCCACAAAUUUUACACAAAUGCAAUGCAAAAUGCAAUCCAAGAUUUAUUCAAAUAUUUUAUUUAUUUUAUUGGAAAUAUUAUUUUGUUAUUUUGUUUCUUUAAUUUAUGGGAAAUAUUUUUGAAUUUGUUACCUAUAAACCAACAUUUUGGCCCCAAAAGUAAGUAUUUUAAAACAACAAAUAGCUUCAUUUUAAAGCAUUUCAUACUCUUAUUUUGUACCUUAUCUGUGGAAAGUGCCCAAUGAGAAAUGCACAUUUAUCAUCCAGUCAUCCAAAUGAGUCACAAUGUGUUUCUGUUGAAAAGCAAGAAACGUUUCUGUUUUCAGAGGACUCUUAUCUUUGUAUAUUUCUUGUAGAAUGACUAAAAUGUACACGAUAUCAUCAGAGUGUUUUACAGCUGUGUAUUAAAACAAAAAAGAGAUGCAAAAAGCAUAAAAACGUUCAAAUAGCCAAGGUCAUAAUUGCACUGUAGUUGUAACACUGGUAACUUUGGUGAUGCUCAUCAAGUAUAAUGAGAUUUCUUUUUCUCUGACUGUUUUAUUUGAUUUUUUAAAUGAAAUGUAGUUCUGUUAUUGCUGUCAUAUCCUCUCUAGUCAGACGUUACCCAUAUUUUUCCACAGCUGUCUGAAUGUCGGAGUGUAUGUGAACCACAUGAUUAUGAUUACAUAAUCUAUGCUAUAUAAAACUUGCUCUCUCUCCACACAUAUCUACAUCCUUUCCACUCUGUAUACUAUACAGGUCAACCUCAUAAAAACAGAACGUGUCCUGGUAAUAUUUCACCCAGAAAUUGCAUUAGAAAUGAUAUUUUACUUAAAGCCAAUUUAAGGUAAUAAUUGUAUUACCUGUUAUCCUCGUUACCAUAAUGCAAUUAAUCUCAUUUCUGUAAUUUGAAAAAUAAUGAUAUAUUUUUUAUAUAAAAACGUUGUGAAGUAUUUUUGUACUGCCUUAAUUUUGAAACCAAAAACUGUAUUACUAAAGUGAUAAUCUAAUGGAAUUCAAUAUUGAGAAUAAUGAGAUUUACAAAUAAAAUAAAAUUAAAAAAAAUAAAAUAAAUGUGCUUAAAAUGUGCAUGAAAAUUACGUCUAACAAAGGGACUGAACUCAAAAUUAAGGCUUAGAUUUCCUUACGUAAAAUAUAAUUUAUUGCUAUUUUCUUUUGAUAUUGGGGUGAAAUAUGACCUGAACAUGUUUUUGGCAGGUUUAAUGAGAUUCACCCAUACUGAUGGUUUAAUACACUAGAGGAGUUUCUGAUCAGGUGACGCAUCCAUAGUUACAUUUCAUACAUAUCUACUUCAGAUAGUACAAUCAAAAGCCCACAUCUGAUCAAAUGACUUACAUUAUCCUGAAUAUGAGACUGUUUAAUGUCAGUUCCGUAUUACUUUCACUGCAAUUUUCAUCCUCAUUUUUUCUUACUGAACAUGAAUUAUUAUUUAUUUAUUUUUUUACUUUGGUACUCACACUCUCCAUUUAUUUCCUGUAUGUUUAAUGACGCUGACAGAAAAUAAACUUGAAGUACCUUGUUC